Molecule: messenger RNA, 1475 nt
Organism: Cornus florida
Lineage: Eukaryota; Viridiplantae; Streptophyta; Magnoliopsida; Cornales; Cornaceae
Product: probable serine/threonine-protein kinase PBL11
Exons: 7
Coding region: 297-1331 (344 amino acids)
Biological process (GO): protein phosphorylation
Molecular function (GO): ATP binding; protein kinase activity
Source: RefSeq, a predicted model, not a curated record
UGAAGUGGAAUGGGCCCAACGUUCUCUGUCUGAGGUGGGCCCAAAGAUUCUUGCACACAUCAACCCUGGUUAUCACACAGUAUAUACGAACCGAGUGUGUAUUCAGGCUCGAAAUCAAACAGAAGCUUAGCCCGGAGAGAAGGGCGUAGAGAGAGAAGACCUAAUCCUGAUUGAAGGUCAGAAUCAUUUGUUUCCCCCAUUUAAUAUGGAAUUCAUGCCUUGGAACUGAAAUUGGGGAACAUCUAAUUCGUAUUGUGGACUGAUAUUGUCUUCAAUUUCAGUUAUAGGGUCCAACAAUGGAAGGCGAAAGAUUAGAUCUUAGGAAAUGUUCUCCUGAGGAGUUAAAAGAUUUAACUGAUAAUUUUAGCGAAGCAAACCUGAUUGGGGAAACCCAAUUUGGCAGAGUGUUCCGAGGUAAGACUCAGCAAGGUCAGGAUGUGACGGUGAAGAUCUGGGAAGAGGGAGGAUUACUUUAUGUUGGCAAGAAUGAAAAUCGUUCCCAAUUGAUGGCAGAAUGUACUUUUCUAAAAGAGCCGAGUGUCAACCAUCAUCCAAACUUGGCCAAGUUGAUGGGAUACUGCUGUGAAGAUGGUCUUUUGGGUGUUGUUUAUGAUCUUAAUCCUUUGGAUACAUUGCGUAAUCUCAUAGUUAAAGAUAGUUUUUCCUGGCUCCAAAGAAUCAAAGUGGCAAUUGGAUUUGCACGCGUGCUUGAGCUUUUGCAUGGUCAAUCACCGGAAUACAUUGUUCGCAAUAUUGAUGCUGCACAUAUAAUGCUUGAUCAGGGUUACAAUCCAAUAGUAUUUGACUUCGGUAUGCUUACUGGUGGAGUUCUUGGUGAUAAGAGUAGUGCCCCGAACAGAUUAUUGCUUGGAUCUUUUGGUUAUAUUGAUCUGAGGAUUCCUGCUUCUGGUGUAUUUAUGCCAAGAACCGAUGUCUUUUCGUUUGGUACUUUACUUUUGGAACUCAUAUCCAAAAGAGUUCGUGCGAAGAAUAAUGAAAUUCGACUUCCCGUGCACAUGUUGCUAGAGAAAAAUGAACUUCCAUGUCCUGUGCACAUGUGGGCAGAGAAUGCAUACACACAGCAGAAACGGAAGAAAUCAAUCUUCAGCUUUGGCCCCUCAAAGAUUUCUCUUGUACGUGAAAGCCUUGAAAAAGAUUUCGGGUUCAAUCAGAGAGAUGGAUGUAAAAUUACCAAGCUAGCGAUGGGCUGUGUGCAAAAAGAGAUACACUGCCGGGGCAAAAAAGUGAGACCCCGCCCAACAAUGAAGGAAGUUGUUCAAAUUUUGGGGGAUCUAUAUGCUGUUCAUCAUCAUAAAGAUGUGGGUUUUUAAUCUGAUGUUUCUAGGUGCUCUGUACAGGUGGAAGAUUCAGUUUAUUAUUCUUCAAGCUAAUCUGAUUCUGGAAAACUCUGAUGAUCACUGUAACAAUACUUUACUUUGUUUUCAUCUAAUUUUACGUUCCUUGUAUUAUGUGCA